Camponotus floridanus (Florida carpenter ant) is the source of this 3521-nucleotide messenger RNA. RefSeq names its product UDP-N-acetylglucosamine--peptide N-acetylglucosaminyltransferase 110 kDa subunit (gene sxc). Lineage: Eukaryota; Metazoa; Arthropoda; Insecta; Hymenoptera; Formicidae. The coding region runs from base 238 to 3438 and encodes 1066 amino acids. The record is from RefSeq and is a predicted model, not a curated record. Gene Ontology annotation, biological process: protein O-linked glycosylation. The transcript is spliced from 12 exons. Gene Ontology annotation, molecular function: protein N-acetylglucosaminyltransferase activity; protein binding.
GAUGGCGCGCGUGUGAAAAAUCGCGUCACGUACGUACAUAUAUCGCACGCAUCGAUAAGAUCGGACCGUUUGACGCGUGAAAUCUCGUCGAUUGUCGAAAUCGGAUCACGCGGACGCGAGGAGCGAUUCUCCGCGACGUGCGAUCGUGUGUAGGCGCGUCAGCUGUCAAAGUCCUCGCCGCCUCGUGUGCCUGGCAUCGCAUCGGCCGUUCCAUUUCGCAGCCUCGUCGACGCAGCCAUGCAGGCGCAACAGCAGACGCAGCAGCAGCAACAGCAGCAGCAACAACAGCAGCAGCAGGGUCACCAGCAGAUAGCGGGCACCAAUGUGAUAUUGAAGAUGAACGAGAUUCAGCAGCUGUCGACUGUCGGGUUGCUGGAACUUGCUCAUAGAGAAUAUCAAGCAGGAGACUAUGAAAAUGCUGAAAGACACUGUAUGCAGCUAUGGCGACAAGAAACAAACAAUACUGGUGUUCUUCUUUUGCUCUCCUCAAUACAUUUCCAAUGUAGAAGGCUAGAAAAAUCAGCACAUUACAGCAGUUUAGCAAUAAAGCAAAAUCCAUUGUUGGCGGAGGCUUACAGCAAUUUGGGGAAUGUAUAUAAAGAACGCGGACAACUACAGGAAGCACUGGAGAACUAUCGUCACGCUGUCAGAUUGAAGCCUGACUUUAUUGAUGGUUACAUCAACUUGGCUGCAGCGCUCGUUGCAGCUGGUGACAUGGAACAGGCUGUUCAAGCAUACGUCACAGCACUACAAUACAAUCCCGAUCUUUAUUGUGUGCGGAGUGAUCUUGGUAAUCUUUUGAAAGCAUUAGCAAGACUUGAUGAAGCAAAGGCCUGCUACUUGAAGGCGAUUGAGACGCGACCGGAUUUUGCGGUUGCUUGGAGCAAUCUUGGAUGUGUAUUCAACGCACAAGGGGAAAUAUGGCUCGCAAUACAUCACUUCGAGAAAGCAGUUGCCUUGGAUCCAAACUUCUUAGAUGCCUAUAUCAAUCUUGGAAAUGUUUUAAAAGAAGCUAGGAUCUUUGACAGAGCUGUUGCUGCUUAUCUUCGCGCAUUGAAUCUCAGUCCUAAUAAUGCAGUCGUACAUGGAAACUUGGCGUGCGUUUACUACGAGCAAGGGCUCAUUGAUUUGGCCAUCGACACGUAUCGCCGUGCUAUCGAACUGCAACCAAACUUUCCAGAUGCUUAUUGCAAUUUGGCAAACGCCCUCAAAGAGAAGGGCCAAGUGGUCGAGGCGGAAGAAUGUUACAAUACCGCCCUCCGACUUUGCCCGACACACGCAGAUUCUCUCAAUAAUUUGGCCAACAUAAAACGCGAGCAAGGCUACAUCGAGGAAGCGACUCGCUUAUAUCUUAAAGCUCUGGAAGUAUUUCCCGAGUUCGCAGCUGCUCAUAGCAAUCUAGCUUCUGUCUUGCAGCAACAAGGCAAAUUAAACGAGGCGCUAAUGCAUUACAAGGAGGCAAUUCGCAUACAACCGACUUUUGCCGAUGCUUAUUCAAAUAUGGGAAACACGCUCAAAGAGAUGCAGGAUAUACAGGGCGCUUUGCAAUGCUACACACGGGCUAUCCAAAUCAAUCCGGCCUUCGCCGACGCUCAUUCCAAUUUAGCAUCGAUUCACAAAGAUUCCGGCAACAUUCCUGAAGCGAUACAGUCUUACAGAACAGCGCUGAAGCUAAAACCAGAUUUUCCUGACGCUUACUGCAAUUUGGCGCACUGUUUGCAAAUAGUGUGCGAUUGGACGGACUACGAAGCCAGAAUGAAGAAGUUGGUAUCUAUCGUUGCCGAGCAAUUGGACAAGAACAGACUACCCAGUGUGCAUCCGCAUCAUUCUAUGCUUUAUCCCUUAUCUCAUGAGUUCAGGAAGGCUAUCGCUGCUAGACAUGCUAAUCUUUGUAUCGAAAAGAUCCAUGUUCUCCACAAACAGCCGUACAAAUAUCCGCGUUCGAUCUGCGCACGCUUGAAGAUUGGAUAUGUUUCGUCGGACUUUGGAAAUCAUCCAACUAGUCACUUGAUGCAGUCGAUUCCUGGCUUACACGAUCGCGAGAAUGUCGAGAUUUUCUGCUAUGCACUUAGUGCGGAUGAUGGCACAACCUUUCGCGCAAAGAUCGCGCGUGAAGCCGAGCAUUUUGUCGAUCUGUCACAGAUUCCCUGUAACGGCAAGGCUGCCGAUCGCAUUAACGCUGACGGCAUCCAUAUUCUGGUGAACAUGAAUGGUUAUACAAAGGGUGCCAGAAAUGAAAUCUUUGCCCUGCGACCGGCGGCGAUACAAGUCAUGUGGCUGGGUUAUCCUGGCACUUCUGGCGCAAGUUUUAUGGAUUAUCUCAUUACAGACGAGGUCACCUCACCGCUGGAGCUCGCCAAUCAAUAUAGCGAGAAGCUCGCUUACAUGCCACACACUUACUUCAUUGGUGAUCACAAGCAAAUGUUUCCUCAUCUGAAAGAACGUUUAAUCCUGGCGGAUAAAUCGAAUCAUAAAGGCAAGGUAGCCGAUAAUGUGGCAGUAAUUAAUGCCACGGAUCUUUCCCCAAUGAUCGAAAAUACUUUAAUAAAGGAGAUUCGCGAGGUAAUCGUACCAGAUGCGAAGAAACAACCCGUUGAGAUUUCGCUUAAAGUUGCUGAGCUACCGACUACCACCCCGAUUGAAACAAUGAUUGCUUCCGGCCAAUGCCAGAUGUCCGUGAACGGUGUUGUUGUGCAGAAUGGUAUGACCACUACGCAAGUAAAUAACAAGGCUGCCACGGGCGAAGAGGUACCUCAGAAUAUUGUGAUCACAACUAGGCAACAGUAUGGCUUGCCGGAAGAUGCCGUUGUUUAUUGUAAUUUCAAUCAGUUAUAUAAAAUUGAUCCGCUCACUCUUCAUAUGUGGGCACAUAUCUUGAAACAUGUGCCAAACGCUGUGUUGUGGCUGCUACGUUUCCCGGCGGUCGGUGAACCCAAUCUCCAAUCGACUGCACAGCAAUUGGGUCUGACACCCGGUAGAAUUCUGUUCAGCAACGUCGCUGCUAAAGAAGAACAUGUAAGACGAGGCCAAUUAGCUGAUGUAUGUCUAGACACGCCACUUUGCAAUGGACAUACGACCAGUAUGGAUGUUUUGUGGACCGGAACACCAGUGGUCACACUACCCGGUGAGACUCUAGCUUCUCGGGUCGCUGCUAGUCAAUUGAACACUCUCGGCUGCCCGGAUUUGGUAGCGCGAACACGACAAGAGUACCAAGAUAUCGCUAUUAGGUUGGGUACUGAUAGAGAAUAUUUGAAAGCAACAAGGGCCAAAGUUUGGAAGGCCCGCUCGGAAAGCCCGCUGUUUAAUUGCAAGCUAUACGCGAUGGGCAUGGAAAUGCUGUAUACAAAGAUGUGGGAACGUUUUGCACGCGGAGAAAAUCCCGACCACAUAUCGGCUGUUGAUAAGAAUGACAACCAAACAUCGUUGAGCAUGUCUUAAAAUAAUUUUUCCGACAAGUGUCAUAUAAUUACUUUAACUUCGACACUUUGCGAUUAAAGAUUCUGCAGGAAAUUUAGAAUUUA